GGCGGCGCGAGCUGGUCAGCGCCCAUGGCGGGGUCCUGGAAGCUGGUGGGCGCGUCCCUUCGGCGGCACAGGUUCCACACUGUCGGGAGUCACUGCAAGGCUCGUACCGGCGCUGAGCACCUGUGGCUGACACGGCAGUUGAAGGACCCGUUUGUGAAGGCUGCGAAGGUGGAGAGUUAUCGGUGUCGAAGCGCCUUCAAGCUUCUGGAGAUGGAUGCCAGGCACCGGAUCCUGCGGCCCGGCCUCCGGGUGUUAGACUGCGGGGCGGCCCCUGGGGCGUGGAGCCAGGUGGCUGUGCAGAGGGUCAACGCCGCAGGCGCAGAUCCCGGCAGUCCUGCUGGCUUUGUGCUGGGGGUAGAUCUUCUCCACAUAUCAGCCCUGGAGGGAGCAACUUUUCUGUGCCCUGCUGAUGUGACUGACCCAAAAACCUUCCAGAGGAUCCAAGAACUGCUUCCUGGUGGGAGAGCAGAUGUAAUUCUGAGUGACAUGGCACCCAACGCCACAGGGAUCCGGGGCCUGGACCACGACAGGCUCAUUGGCUUGUGCUUGUCCCUUCUGGACAUGGCUGCAGACAUCCUGCACCCUGGGGGGGCCUUCCUGUGUAAGACCUGGGCUGGAAGUCAAAGCCAUCGGCUGCAGAAGAGACUGACAGAGGAGUUCCAGCGCACGAGGACCCUGAAGCCUGAAGCCAGCAGGAAGGACUCCGCGGAGGUGUACCUCCUGGCCACGCAGUAUCGCGGGGUACAGGGCGCCCGCAAGGGCUGAGCUCCCUGCGGCCCUCGCUGGUCCUUUUCAUUGCAAGUGCUCACAGGACAAGUGGGGGACUUUUUUUUGUUUUUUUUUUUAAUUAAAAAGAGGACAAAACUAUUCAGUGAUUGUGAUGAAAAACGGCCCAUCACAUGAUUUGUGAAGAGGGAGUUUCGGGAGAGAGAGAGACAAGAUGAAAAGAUGGGAGGAAAAGACAAAAAUGUACUGAGGCGGAGCUGGCAAGGCUGGCUGGCCUCCCUGCCUGCGCUCAUCUCGCAGACGUAGCCAGUUACAGAGCAGCGGGUGCCUCCGUUGCUCCAGGGGCCACGCGGGUUUCUGGUUGUAAUUUUGGCCAUGCCCUGCAAUGUAGAAAAAUUCGAGAUUACAGGCUGGGAAUUAAUUCCCAUCCGUCUGGCGAAUGAUUGGGAAAGACACCCGUUCCUCCAGCAGAGAGAAUGCCCGGUGCAGUUAGGGAGGAGGUUUGGUAGAGUUUAUGCCCAGGGUGGGUGUGCCAGGGUUUUGCCGGAAGUCCUCGCAGCCGGGACGCCCGGGCUGCCUAGACCAUAAAGGAAGUUGCC
Messenger RNA from Pteronotus mesoamericanus, 1325 nucleotides. RefSeq names its product mitochondrial rRNA methyltransferase 2 (gene MRM2). The transcript is spliced from 3 exons. Gene Ontology annotation, cellular component: mitochondrion. Gene Ontology annotation, molecular function: rRNA (uridine-2'-O-ribose)-methyltransferase activity. Bases 25 to 765 code for a protein of 246 amino acids. NCBI's taxonomy places the organism in Eukaryota, Metazoa, Chordata, Mammalia, Chiroptera, Mormoopidae. The record is from RefSeq and is a predicted model, not a curated record. Gene Ontology annotation, biological process: RNA methylation.